GUGACAGCUCAGCGGUUCGCUUCCCUUCUGUCCAAAGCCCUUCCACGGGACAUGGAGAUGUUGUGGAGACGGAAGCCUCGCAGGCCCAGCCAAGCGGCGACAAGGAGCUUCGAUUUCGUGCCCUUACAGAGAGCGCCUAUGGACUGCAGCGUGAGGGUCUGCGAUCCCGUGGAAGGGAUGGCUUGGGCGACUUCCGGCACGCUGAUCCAGGUCCGACACGCAGCUCACACUUCAAGACGGCAUCUUCCCAGAUUCGUGGGUUGUACCUCGUGAAGUUUGCUGUAUCCGUGACUGCUUGUUACUUGACUAUCCAGCUCCUUAUAACUUUCGCCGAAGUGCUGCUCCCAUUCAUCUUUGCUAUGCUUGUCGUGAUUGUCUUGGAGCCGAUGAAAAAGUUUGUCUUGCAAGUUUUCUCUAAUCUCGCAGUUGGUAUUCUCACGGCCCUGCGGAUGGACUUCUGCGUCGACAACAUGUCAAUGCAUGGCUUUGCAGAUGGACGCCUGCCGAGUGUUGAUGAAACGACGCCAGUCUACGGCAGUCUCCCAGACGAUUCCACAACGGAGGAUGUGCCGCGGCCUGCAAAACCUGUUCCCUGUCUUAAGAGAUGUCUUGUGACCAUUUCUAUAGCCUUUUGCUUGCUCAUGAGCGGGCGUGUGCUCUGGAUGAUUGCCAGAGUCUUCUUUCGCGCGGGGGCCGUGAUCUCCUCCAACUUGGACUUCUACAAGCAGGGUGCGGAGCGCCUCAAGGGGUGGGUGCAAACGUACAUCCAUGACCUACACAUCAGCUCACUUGACUACGGGGAGCUCCUCGACGAGCUUGUGGUCGAGGUCGAGCACAUAGGGAGCGUCGUGACCCAGAGUGUCAUCUACACUGCAGUACAGGCAGUAGUUACAUUCAUCUUCCUGAUUUAUAUGCUUUGGAGUCCCGUCAAGGUGGACGGCAGUGCAGUUGCUGCGGAGGUCUUCAACUCCACCAGCAGAUAUCUCAAGGUGAAGUGUCUCACUUCAGCCUUCACUGGGCUAUCGAUUGGAAUCUUGCUCUGGGCUAUUGGCCUGGACCUCCCAGCUGCUUUCGGCUUGCUGUCCUUCCUGGCCAACUUCUUGCCAGGCAUCGGCUCUCCUGCAGCCUCCGUGCUGCCCUGCAUUUUGGCCAUCAUCGAUGUGAGGAAAACUCCCACGCAGGUUUUGCUGGCCUUUGUCCUUCAAGCGAUCAUGCACUUCUUCAUCGACUUCGUGAUAGAGCCUGUGUUCUUUGGCAUCUCUGUGGAGAUUCACUCUGUGAUUGUUAUCCUCGGAAUUUGGUUCUUCUACCAAGUCUGGGGAGUUCCUGGCAUGCUGCUCUCGGUGCCACUGCUGUCAGUGGUGAGGAUCAUGAUGAGGUCCAUGAGGCAUGCAGGGCCCAGUGGAGGCGGAGAGGACGCAGACACCUUGGCAUUCCUGGACAACGUCUUUGCAGGGCGCUGGAUGAGUUCUGUCGGAGAGACAGGAGAGGAUGACUUUGACCUUGGGGAUCUGCAGAUGGCCGGCCAAAGGUCAGGCGAGAACGAGCUGGAGCCAGGUGAGCCACAGCCUCCGGUGUGUGGUGACCUGGCGAAGCAAGACCUCUGGACCUCGCUGCAAGAGAGCGCCUGGGGACAGGAGCUUCGCCGGAUUUACCUGCAGAACCAGCUGCCCUGCGACAUAUUCGCCAUUGUUUUCGUGACGGGUCUAGUAUUGUUGGUGCCAGUAUGA
Symbiodinium necroappetens is the source of this 1730-nucleotide messenger RNA. NCBI's taxonomy places the organism in Eukaryota, Dinophyceae, Suessiales, Symbiodiniaceae. The record is from the annotation of a GenBank genome assembly.